AUGGAGGCCGUCGCCGCCGCAGCCAGCAUCGCAGGCAUCAUCACAGUGGUCGGGCAAAGCAUCGACGGCCUAAUCAAGUUUAGCGAAUUUUUCUCCGAUAUAUCAUCAGCGUCCAAGACUAUCAGUCGUCUUUUGAACGACAUCAACUCGCUAAUUCAAGUACUGGAAAACAUCGGCGAUGUGCUUGAACGGGCACAGGCGCGGCGAAGGGGUCAAAACUUCGCUUCUCUGGACAUCAAGCUCGAGGAUUGCGCCAAAGAUGUGCAGAUCUGGUUGGCGACCGCGAGGCUGCUGCGCCCUGGCUCCGACAGCGGAGGGAAGGCUUGGUUGAGGAAGUUCCGCUUGGCUGUGAAUAAUACUGCUAUCCAGACGAUAAGGGAGGAGAUUGGGAGGCACAGGCAGACUCUAUGUCUCAGUCUUGCUGUCUUUGGGAGGACUAUAGACAUCGAUACAUCUAAUCAGGUUCAUCAGAUUGGCGGCCGAUUCGAUGAAGCUCUUUCAACCUCGCUGUCUAUUCAUGGUGCUCAUGUAGAAGCGCUCAGACGGAUCGAGCAUUAUUCGAUGACCAGUAUGCAUAGCUCUGCACAUAGCAUUAGAAGCAUGGACAGUAUCCGCACGGAGCUGACAAGGCUCGAAGCCAUGAUCACCAGCACCAGUGUUGCGAGCCUGUCAGAGAUUGAGACUGGCAAUAAUCAUACAAGGCGAGGCUCCAGUUAUACUGAAAAUCGACCUUCCGCCGUCGAAGAAGGAGGGAAUCGUGGUCCAAAUUUGUUAAAUUCUGGUCCAUCGCCCGAACUUAGUGGUGAGAUCUCUAUUGCCAGAGACUCAGCCACGGCACACGCUCCACGACGAACUUCCUCGACUGGAAGUCGAAAACAUCUUUCUUCCAGUAGCCAAUCAAAAGGGAAAAGGGAAACGUCUGUAGAGUACGGUAUUCAACCUGAUUACCACAUACCUUCCGCGGAAUAUCGCUCGUUUUUGGAUGAACCCGACGAUACUAACAAUCAGUAUAUGAAAAAGCCCUCGGAAGAGGGGAACAAAAGUAGCUUCUUAUAUGCAGAGUUUGCCAAAAGUUCUCAGACUCGCCAGCCUGAGAGCUCAGAGAAUGAGGUUGAUCACAGUGCCAUUCACCGUAUACUACGGCAGUCUUUAGCGAGCAUAUACCCUCCUGAGGUGGUGGAGUAUGUAUCACUCUGGCAAGUCACUACUCUUUGUGAAGAUCACAUACGUCUACUCGAUAAAAGACCAAGCAUUCAGAUGUCGGCAACUGGAAAGGUCAAAGAAAUACCUUACGUAGACGAUGGUACUUCAGCUUCCGCACAACCAUCUAUGAUCGGUUUAAGGGAUCGGCUGAUAGAGCUACGAAACGCUAUCAGGCUCUCCAGGGAGCAUUGUAUCCAAGCUGGCCACUCGCUAUCAGAGCUGGACAAGUUGCUUUCCCCACCGGGUAGCGGCAGCUUCGCGUCCGCCGACCAGCCACCACCGAAACUAGAGAAUAAUAGCGGAGACGACAGUUCCAGUAUUUACUCCGAAGACUUUCACUCAUCGGCCGAGUAA
Messenger RNA from Letharia columbiana, 1557 nucleotides. RefSeq lists its product as uncharacterized. The coding region runs from base 1 to 1557 and encodes 518 amino acids. The record is from RefSeq and is a predicted model, not a curated record. NCBI's taxonomy places the organism in Eukaryota, Fungi, Ascomycota, Lecanoromycetes, Lecanorales, Parmeliaceae. The transcript has 2 exons.